Messenger RNA from Aureobasidium subglaciale EXF-2481, 970 nucleotides. RefSeq lists its product as uncharacterized. Bases 317 to 859 code for a protein of 180 amino acids. The record is from RefSeq and is a predicted model, not a curated record. Lineage: Eukaryota; Fungi; Ascomycota; Dothideomycetes; Dothideales; Saccotheciaceae. The transcript has a single exon.
UGUUCUCGGAGUUUGUCUUCUCUAGGCUUGGACUGCCCUACUUACGAACAAUAACAACGUAGAGAGAACAAUAGUAACAGCGCUUCACAUUCCUCAGCCCAACUUUCACGCGAACAAAGCACACCUUAUCCUCAUACUCGAACAACGAAAUAUCACCACUACGGACUCUUUGCCAAGAUGAGUAGUAGACUUGUUCUUUAUACCACAAGACGCUGGCAAUGGUCGAGACACAAACUUCAAGGCGGCUUCGUCCUGAAACCGGAUACCAUGGAGCCAUCUCAUUGAGACCAGGAGAUUAGUAUUGUGACCAACCUCCAUGAUAAGAAGGUGCCGAACAGCCGUAAGUCACACAAGCUAUUCCAUCGACCGAAUCGUUUCAUCUACCUUAUUCGGAAAAACCAUAGGCCAGGCAUACAACCUUGCCCAAGAAUACACAGGGGCUCCUGAAACACGAAACAAGAAACAAGCAGAAGCAAUGCAGAGCCGCACAUUCAGCCUUCUCUUCCUCGGGCUCAUCGCCCUCUUCGCCCUAGUCCUCCCCGCCGCCGCCAAUCCCGAUUGGGGAGUCAUGUGGAACAACCGCCGUGCAUGCGGCGGAAAGGACGGUGGCCGUGUGCUCGGCGCAAUUUCAAAGUUCUGCUACCGUAACAUGUUCGCCGGCGAAAUAUACGCUUCCGAUGGUCAAGCUACAAACGGCGUCAGAGUUGGUAUCGGUGCCAGCUGUGGAUGGGAUAGGUUUAUCCCGCAGGUGUGGUGCGAGUAUCAGAUGUUGGAGGUUUGUGCCCAGGGUGGCAAGAAGGGACGUGGAAAGAAGAGAUACGAUGGUGGAUGCCAGCAUUUCUGGAUCACCAACGGCUAGAGGGGUCAUAUCUUCUACCUCCCCCUAUGCUGAGGGAGAUAUGAGGAUGAUCCAUGGGUGCUUGAGGGGAAUACUAGCCGUUCUAGCUUGGUUUCAAUACAUCUCUUACAG